Camellia sinensis is the source of this 2537-nucleotide messenger RNA. RefSeq names its product poly(ADP-ribose) polymerase (gene PARP2). Gene Ontology annotation, molecular function: NAD+ poly-ADP-ribosyltransferase activity. The record is from RefSeq and is a predicted model, not a curated record. Gene Ontology annotation, biological process: protein poly-ADP-ribosylation; double-strand break repair. NCBI's taxonomy places the organism in Eukaryota, Viridiplantae, Streptophyta, Magnoliopsida, Ericales, Theaceae. Gene Ontology annotation, cellular component: nucleolus.
ACUGAGAAGAAAGGAGUCUUCUUCUUCCCCAGGAAGGAAGCCGAACACCCCCCUUUCUUUUUCACAACCCAACCCAUUUUAAACACCCCCGCUGUGUCUCUCUCUCAACUGUCAACUCUCACCUCUCACCUCUCACCUCUCACAUCUCCCCACACACUCUCUCUCUCUCUGAAAAAUGGCAAACAAACUCAAAGUGGAAGAGCUUCGAACCGAGCUCUCUCAACGCGGACUGAGUACCACUGGCACCAAGCCCACACUGGUUCGGAGGCUUGAAUCAGCUAUUCGCCAAGAAGAAACUAAUAAGCAAGCAAUUGAUUCUACGGACAAUUCAACUAGCAAAAAGAGACCGAGGGAAACCGAGAAUAAUGGGGAUUCAAAUGGGUCUGAGAAAAUCAAGGCCGUGGACAGGUUUCGGGUUAUCAGCAUUCAACAAUUACGCAAAGAAGCUGCUCUUCGGGGAUUGUCUAAAACUGGGUCCAAGAAACAACUUAUUGAAAGGCUUUGUACCGAUUCUCAGGAGGACUCCAACGCCGUUAUUGAAGCCAAAGAAGAGGAUGCUACUGAAAACAAGGAGGAGAAAAUGGUCACUGCAACCAAGAAGGGUGCUGCUGUAUUGGAUCAAUGGCUCCCGGAACACAUUAAGGCUCAGUACCAUGUAUUGCAGCGGGAUGACGAAAUAUACGAUGCCAUGUUGAACCAGACGAAUGUUGGGGAGAACAACAACAAGUUCUAUGUCAUUCAAGUUCUAGAGUCUGAUGAUGGGGGUAGAUUCAUGGUUUACAAUAGAUGGGGCAGAGUUGGUGUAAAGGGUCAAGAUAAAUUUUACGGUCCUUACACUUCGCAACAUAGUGCUAUCCAGGAAUUUGAGCAGAAGUUCCUUGCCAAAACUAGGAACUAUUGGUCCAACCGUGAAGAGUUCAUUUGUUACCCAAAGAGCUACACUUGGUUGGAAAUGGACUACACUAACACAGAAAAAGAAUCAACUGUACAAGGAAAGGUGGACCCUACAAUGGGAGUGCAGCUCCGGGAAACAAAACUGGAACCGCGCGUUGGAAAGUUUAUCGCUCUUAUUUGCAAUGUCAGCAUGAUGCAACAACAAAUGAUGGAAAUAGGAUACAAUGCUGAAAAGUUGCCACUUGGUAAGCUUAGCAAAUCGACAAUUUUAAAGGGCUAUGAUGUCUUGAAGAGGAUAGCUGAUGUGAUUGGCCAGUCAGAUAGGAAAAAGCUUGAGCAAUUAAGUGGUGAAUUCUACACCGUUAUUCCUCAUGAUUUUGGAUUUAAAAAGAUGCGUGAUUUUGUCAUUGACACCCCUCAAAAGUUAAAAUUCAAGUUGGAAAUGGUUGAAGCCCUCGGCGAAAUCGAGCUUGCAACAAAGUUGUUGAAGAAUGAUAUUCAGAUGCAGGAAGAUCCCUUGUGCUCUCAUUAUCAACGCCUUGGUUGUGAACUUAUGCCACUUGAAGUUGACUCUGAUGAGUUCUCGACGAUUGCAAGGUAUAUGAAGAAUACUCAUGCAAAGACACAUUCGAAUUAUGCGGUAGAUAUAGUUCAGAUAUUUAGGGUGUCAAGAGAGGGUGAAACUGAACGUUUUAGAAAGCAGUUCUCUAAUACGAAAAAUAGAAUGCUUUUGUGGCAUGGUUCUCGACUCGCAAACUGGACUGGAAUUCUAUCCCAAGGUUUGCGCAUUGCUCCACCAGAAGCUCCUGCAACAGGUUAUAUGUUUGGAAAGGGGGUUUAUUUCGCUGAUAUGUUUUCCAAAAGUGCAAACUAUUGCUAUUCGAGUCAUGCAGCUACUGCCGGUGUGCUGCUUUUAUGUGAGGUUGCACUGGGAGACAUGGCUGAGUUGCUAACAGCAAAUUAUAAUGCUGACAAAUUGCCAGAGGGAAAGCUGAGCACAAAAGGAGUUGGUGCAACUGCCCCCGAUUAUUCAGAGGCUCAAAUGCUUGAAGAUGGCGUCGCUGUUCCCUUAGGAAAGCCGAAAGAGCAACUCAGCUCUAAGGGUGCUUUAUUGUACAAUGAGUACAUAGUCUACAAUGUGGAUCAAAUUAGGAUGCGUCAUGUGGUUCAAGUAAAUUUUGAUUUCAAGAGAACCAGCAUGGGGAUAUAGUUCUCAAUUUCUACCUUAUCUGCAAUUUCAGUUUUGUAUUUCCGCGGCCCCCCUUUUUUUUUUUUUUUUUUGGAAGUAGAGAUCCCUCUUUAAUUUAAUCACGAGUUAUGAUUAUCAUUCCCCUCCCAAAAGGGAAAAAAAAAAUGGUAAAUUAUAUGUUCGAAAAACAAUGUUUCACGUUUGCAUUCACUCAUGUAUAUUUUAUUGAUUUAAUCGCUAUCUUUUCAUGUGUAAAGUAGAAAAUAUGUAUUUGCCUGUUGUAAGCAAUUGAAUUGUGUGAUGUGAGGAGGGUGUUGCAGAGCACAGAGACAUCCCACUGUGCAUCUACCGUCACAUUGACAAUCACCAAAAAGCUUGAUUUUGAUCUCGCUCAUUAAAUUGACUAGCAUGGUGGUUUUUUGGGAUGAAUACUAGCAUGGUGUUAAACCAGAAA